AUGUCGAUGGAUCUGGAUGCCCCCGUCUACUUCACGCAGCAGGAGAAAGUCGCAGCGACUAUUCUCUGCUGCAACUGUGGCGCUGCUAUCGAUGGAACACUCUCAGCCGGCGCGCUAUGCUCGGAUUGUAUUCGUCUUACUGUCGAUGUUGCCGGAGGUGAACUACUCGCUAUUUGUCUACGCAAACUCCGUGGUCUAAACAAAGUUCGAAUCAUCGAUGCCAGCUUCAUUUGGACAGAGCCUCAUAGCAAGCGACUACGUGUGAAAAUCACAAUACAAACGGAGGCCUUCCAAGGCACUAUAGUGCAACAGCAAUUUGAGGUUGAAUAUGUCGUUGCCAAUCAGCAAUGUGCCGGCUGUGCUAAAAGUUACACGCAUCACUCAUGGCAGGCAUCUGUACAAGUCCGGCAGAAGGUCCCUCACAAGCGGACAUUUUUGUACCUGGAACAGCUUAUCCUCAAGCACAACGCCCAUAAAGAUACUGUUAAUAUCAAGGAGGUGAACGAGGGUCUUGAUUUCUACUUUGCAAAGAGAAAUGAAGCCGAGCGUAUGCUUUCAUUCUUGUCAAGCGUUGUCCCAUGCACCGUGAAGAAGAGCCAUGAAUUAAUUUCAAUGGACAUACAUACUUCGACAAGCAGCUACAAGUUCAAUUUCUCCGUUUCUAUUAUCCCUAUCUGCAAGGAUGAUCUGGUUGCACUACCGAUUAAGCUGGCCCGGUCAUUGUCUGAUAUCAGCCCGCUCGUUAUCUGCCACCGGGUAGGCACGUCUAUCAAUCUUAUGGACCCUUGCACUCUCCGGACCGCAGAUCUUCCUUCUAGCGUUUACUGGCGCCAGCCAUUCCCGAAUCUUGCGGAUACCACCGAGCUUAGGGAAUUCAUCAUCUUAGACAUUGAAUCCACCGGCCACACUAACGGUCGCUACCUCCUCUCUGAGGCCACAGUUGCUCGUGCCUCAGAUCUAGGAUCCAACGACACCACCUAUUUCACUCGGACUCAUCUCGGUGGUGUCCUGCACGUGGGUGACUCUGUUCUCGGAUACCACUUGUCAGGAACCCAGUUCAACAACGAUCAAUUCGAUGCAAUUGAGAACAGCAACCAGUACGGCUCGACAAUCCCAGACGUCGUCCUUAUCAAGAAGCACUACGUCCGCAGCAAGAAGUCCAAGGCCCGCAGCUGGCGCUUGAAGCGCAUGGCUCGCGAGCACGAAGAGGAGGCAACUGCUGCCGUUGUCAAUGUCCCCACGAACAAGCGCCAGGAGCAGGAGCAAGCCAGAAUGGAACAAGAUUACGAAAUGUUCUUGCGUGAUGUUGAGGAGGAUCAGGAGCUCCGUCAAACGCUUGAUCUGUACAAGAACCGCCAGUACCAGGCCAGGCCAGACCAGAUGGAUGAGGAUGAUGACGAGGACAUGGAUGAAGACGGAAAUGCCGUGCCGAAGAUCAACAUGGACGAACUGCUUGAUGACUUUGAUGAGCUGAACAUGGAGGACAAUUAG
Molecule: messenger RNA, 1491 nt
Organism: Penicillium mononematosum
Lineage: Eukaryota; Fungi; Ascomycota; Eurotiomycetes; Eurotiales; Aspergillaceae
Product: ribosome-binding protein NMD3
Exons: 6
Coding region: 1-1491 (496 amino acids)
Biological process (GO): ribosomal large subunit export from nucleus
Cellular component (GO): cytoplasm; nucleus
Molecular function (GO): ribosomal large subunit binding
Source: RefSeq, a predicted model, not a curated record